ACCAGGAGAGGAACUCCAGUCUGGACCAGGAGGACCAGCCUCCACAGAUUAAAGAGGAACAGGAGGAGCUCUGCAGCAUUCAGGAGGGAGAGCAACUUGUACUGAAGCAGGAGACUGAAGGCAUUAUCGUCUGGACUGAUGAAGAGCAGCUCAGACUGAUGGAGACCAUCCGGAAACCUGUGAUAAAGUUACACAGAAUAGAUGUCCUACACCAACAUGCUAUUGAGGAAGAAGAGGCUCUUACAGAACAGCGGGUCUUUAACCAGGAGAGGAACUCUAGUCUGGACCAGGAGGACCCAGAGCCUCCACAGAUUAAAGAGGAACAGGAGGAACUGUGCAGCAUUCAGGAGGGAGAGCAGCUUGGACUGAAGCAGGAGAGGGAUACCUUCAUGAAGACUCCUACUUAUGAGGAAAGUCACCACAGUGAACCAGAACCAAACAGUGAGCAGCUCCUUUCUCACAGCUCUCCUGAAGCAGAGAGCAGAUAUCAUGAAGAAAAUGGGCAUGUGGACUCUGGAUCUACUAGAAAUGCAGAGCUGAAGAAGAGACAUCACAGUCAGAGAGUAGACAACAGUCCUGUGUCAGUGAGUCAAAGUAGAACUGACACAAAGAACAAGUCUGUACAAUGUGACGUGUGUGGAAAAAGUUUACAGAAUAAAUACAAAAUGACUACACAUCUAAGAGUUCACACAGGUGAGAAACCAUAUCCUUGUACCACCUGUGGUAAAAGAUUCGCUCUUCCAGCAGCAUGCAAAACACACAUGAGAAUUCACACAGGUGAGAACUUGUAUUCUUGUAGGACCUGUGGAAAAAGAUUUGCUAGCCCAUCAGCGUUCAAAAAACACAUGAGAAUUCACACUGGUGAGAUGCCGUAUUCAUGUAGCACCUGUGGGAAAAGAUUUGCUGCAUCAUCAGUGUUCAAAAAACACACAAGAAUUCACACAGUUGAGAAGCUGUAUUCCUGUGGCUUCUGUGGAAAAAGAUUUGCUGUCUCCUCAGCAUUAAAAACACACAUGAGAAUUCAUGCUGGCGAGAAGCCGUAUUCUUGUAAUGCUUGUGGGAAAAGAUUUAUUCAGAAGUCACAACUGGAAAGUCAUAUAAGAAUUCACACAGGUGAGAAACCAUAUCCUUGUACCACCUGUGGUCAAAGAUUUGCUCACGCAUCAGCAUGCAAAAGACACAUGAGAAUUCACACAGGUGAGAAGCCGUAUUCUUGUAACACCUGUGGGAAAAGAUUUAUUCAGAAAUCACAUUUGAACUGUCAUGUAAGAAUUCACACAGGUGAGAAACCGUAUCCUUGUAGCAUCUGUGGGGAAAGGUUUGUCCAGAGGAUAAAAUUAAAGAAGCACAUGAGAAUUCAUGCGCGUUCAAAUGUUCAUACUAAGAAAAUGCGGGACAGCUGUGAGUCAUCGCUAAACACGUGAGUGAAAAGAUGAUCCAUAUUCAGGCCAUUAUUUUUCUGUCUAGAGCAGUAAAGAACUCUCAGCAUUGUUUGUUCAGUUUAUUUUAUUAAUUGUAUCAGGGAAACUCUGAUCUUAUAUUUCAUGAAGCUUUAAAUUCUGUAUGCUCCUGUUCUGUUGGUUCAUUGUUUAGCUAUGUUGUUUAUUAUUACUGUUUUAUAUCCUAUAUUGGGACAAAUGCCCCAAAAAACUCAAUAAAUAAACACAAUAAAAA
Messenger RNA from Maylandia zebra (zebra mbuna), 1674 nucleotides. The record is from RefSeq and is a predicted model, not a curated record. Lineage: Eukaryota; Metazoa; Chordata; Actinopteri; Cichliformes; Cichlidae.